Aspergillus clavatus NRRL 1 is the source of this 1350-nucleotide messenger RNA. RefSeq names its product putative erythromycin esterase. The transcript has a single exon. Bases 1 to 1350 code for a protein of 449 amino acids. Gene Ontology annotation, biological process: response to antibiotic. The record is from RefSeq and is a predicted model, not a curated record. Lineage: Eukaryota; Fungi; Ascomycota; Eurotiomycetes; Eurotiales; Aspergillaceae.
AUGUCGCAACUCCAGGAACUCUUCAACCAAGCGGCCCGCCCGCUGCCUCCCAUCGCCGACCCCAACUUCGCCUCGCAUUUCGACAGCUUCGGGAACUACAGCGUUGUGCUCCUGGGCGACGGCAGCCAUGGCACCUCGGAGUUCUACACCGCGCGCGCGGAGAUUACCAAGCGCUUCAUCGAGCGGCACGGCUACACGAUGGUCGCCGUUGAGGCUGACUGGCCCGACGCCGAGGCAAUCGAUCGCUACGUGCGUCAGCGUCCAGGCCCCAACGCCAGCAUUGGCGGCAAAGCCCGCGAUCAGGAGUCCUUCAACCGGUUCCCGACCUGGAUGUGGCGGAACCGUGAGAUGCAGGACCUAAUCGAGUGGAUGCGCGACCGCAAUUCCAAGGUGCCCGAUGAGCAGAAAGCCGGUUUUUACGGCCUCGACCUGUACAGCAUGGGCGCUUCUAUCCGCGCCGUCAUCGAGUAUCUGGACCGCGUGGAUCCCGGCGCCGGAAAAGAGGCGCGGAAGCGCUACGGCUGUCUCCAGCCGUGGGUAGAUGACCCAACCUCGUACGGUUUGGCGUCCCUCCGGGGGAUGGCGGACUGCGAGAGCCAGGUGCUGCAGAUGCUGCGUGACCUGCUGGAGAAGCGGCUGCAGUAUUCCAAGCAUGACGUGCAUGAUGGCGAGGAGUUCCACAGCAGCGAGCAGAACGCGUUCCUGGUCCGCGAUGCGGAGCGUUACUACAAAGCCAUGUACUACAGCUCCGCCUCGUCGUGGACGCUGCGCGAUACCCACAUGUUCGACACGCUGCGGCGGCUGUUCCGCCACAAGCCUGCGAACGCCAAAGCGGUGGUCUGGGCGCACAACUCCCACUGCGGCGACGCGCGGUACACCAGCAUGGGCACCCGUCGCAACGAGGUCAACAUCGGCCAGUUGAUUCGCGAGAACUAUGGUCGUGAGAAAGUCGCCAUUCUCGGCUGUGGGACGCACACUGGGACCGUAGCAGCCGCCCACGAGUGGGACGAAGACAUGGAGGCGAUGAAGGUGCGGCCAUCCCGUGAUGACAGCUGGGAGAUGAUCGCCCACGAUACUGGUAUCCCCAGUUUCGUGAUUGAUCUCCGCCCGGACCGCAUCGAUCCGGACCUACGCAGGGCCAUGGCGGCCGAAAACAACCGUCUAGAGCGGUUUAUCGGAGUCAUCUACCGACCAGACACAGAGCGCAUCUCGCAUUACUCGCAGGCAUAUCUCCACAACCAGUUCGACGCGUAUAUUUGGUUCGAUCAGACAACAGCGGUGAACCCGCUGGAGAAGGUGCAGCCCAAGACACCAUUAGGAUUGGACGAGACCUAUCCAUUCGGACUGUAG